AGCCACCUCCGACGGUUCGACCUCACGCGGACGCGAUUCUCGAGGAAGACACUCCGUCUCUUCAUUUCCUACUGUCCCAGAUUAUUUAAUCGGGGACGCUAUGACAGAUGAAGAAUUCAACCAGAUUUAUUCUGGUAGAGGAGACGCGAAUCUCCCCACUCUUGAUAGUCUAUUCGAGGAUGUUGAUGAAGCAGGACUGGAUAAUCUUGACGGGGACGAUGAGCCUACACCGCAAAGCAACGACGUCGACGUGGAGGCAGGUGAGCCCGAGACCUCUCGAGGUCCGGACAAAGGGACUACAAGCUAUGGGCGGAGUUUUGACAAAUAUUAAAGAAGGAAUUAAAAAAAUUUGGGGGGCUCGUCUUAUUUCGAGAUCCUGGAAGAUGUUUUGUAAGUCUAAAAGUAAAAAAGAAAUAAGUUUUGCCAGAGAUAUCAACAUUAGAUGGAAUAGUACUUACAAAUUGAUUGCACAGAUCCUAAGAUAUAAAGAGGAACUUGCUGAAUUUUUUAGGGAUGAACUUCGUAUAAUCAUUAAUCCUUUUGAAUUUGUUAUUGUUGAAAAAUUGAAUGCCGUAUUAGAAGUUUUUAAUAACGCAACUCUUACUUUUUCCCAUGUUUACCAACCAACUACAAAUACAUUUUUUAAAGAGUGCAUUACAAUCGCAACAUGUUUUCGUGAAAGUAUGGCUGAUCCAGAUUUGUACCCUUAUGUCUCUCCUAUGAGAGAUAAAUGGUGUACUUAUUAUUUGUACAUUCCUGAUAUUUAUAAAAUAGGUAUUAUUUG
Cuscuta campestris is the source of this 784-nucleotide messenger RNA. The record is from the annotation of a GenBank genome assembly. Lineage: Eukaryota; Viridiplantae; Streptophyta; Magnoliopsida; Solanales; Convolvulaceae.